Cotesia congregata is the source of this 540-nucleotide messenger RNA. The record is from the annotation of a GenBank genome assembly. NCBI's taxonomy places the organism in Eukaryota, Metazoa, Arthropoda, Insecta, Hymenoptera, Braconidae.
CUGCCACCAGCUCCUGUGACCGCUGCUACAGUUGUGCAGUUGUUGGCGACGUUGUGUCCUGGAUUUUUUAAAAAUAUAAAGAUUUAUCUCCCGAUACUGGUAUUAAAUAUUAAGGCGGUCAAAAUUACCGAGAAGAAAUUGUUUGCUGACUGCGUUGAGUAUCAUAUCGAUAUUUUGAAAAUGGUGGAAACAAUGAGUCGCGUAUUUGGUCCGAUGAUCUUCAUCCAGUACUCCUUCAGUUCAAUAAUCCUCUGUAGCAGCGUUUACGCUCUUUCUCAAAUGGUCCCGUUUUCUCCAGAAUUCAUCGCUUGCUUGGUUUACAUCCUCUGUAUGUUCUUCCAAAUAUUCGUGAUCUGUUUGUCAGGAAAUCAAGUUUCGCUUGAGUUUGCAGAGCUCGGUCCCGAAAUGUACAACACAAACUGGUUUUUGCUGAGCAUUAACGCCCAAAAACACGUUGCUAUGAUGAUGAUGUCUUCAGUAAAGCCGAUAAUAUUCAGCUGCGGUCAUGUUGCCACUUUGUCAUUAGAAUCAUUCAAAAGG